Messenger RNA from Anopheles maculipalpis, 1051 nucleotides. It is a transcript of the gene dbe, whose product is annotated as KRR1 small subunit processome component homolog. The record is from RefSeq and is a predicted model, not a curated record. Gene Ontology annotation, molecular function: RNA binding. Lineage: Eukaryota; Metazoa; Arthropoda; Insecta; Diptera; Culicidae. The transcript has a single exon. Gene Ontology annotation, cellular component: small-subunit processome; nucleolus. The coding region runs from base 2 to 1051 and encodes 349 amino acids.
GAUGAGUGACUCCGAAUCCGAUACCGGUGAUGUUGAAAAAACCAUCGACCAUUUCAAUGGACCGGUGGAAAAUGCGUGGCUGAUGAAAAUUCCCGAAUUCAAACCAGAAGACAACCCGAAUGGCCUCGUGGAGGAGAGUUCGUUUUCGUGUUUGUUUCCAAAGUACCGUGAAAAGUACAUCAAAGAAUGUUGGCCACUGGUGGUAAAGGCAUUGAGCACACAUCACGUUAAAGCCGAGCUGGACCUUAUUCUGGGUAACAUGACGGUACGGACAACGCGCAAAACGUGGGAUCCGUUCAUCAUUGUAAAAGCGCGCGAUCUUAUUAAACUGCUGUCCCGUUCCGUACCGUUCGAACAAGCAGUUAAAGUGCUGGAGGACGAGAUUAGCUGCGAUAUCAUUAAAAUUAAAAACCUCGUACGCAACAAGGAAAAGUUUGUGAAGCGUCGCAGUCGACUGAUCGGUCCGAAUGGUUGUACAUUGAAAUCGCUCGAGCUGCUUACGAAUUGUUAUGUACUGGUGCAAGGAGCCACCGUGUCAGCAAUCGGCCCAUACAAAGGUCUCCAAUGCGUUCGCAAGGUGGUGGAAGAAACGAUGAAAAACAUCCAUCCGAUCUACAACAUCAAGGCGCUCAUGAUAAAGCGCGAGCUGAUGAAGGAUGAAAAUUUGCGGGAGGAAAACUGGGAACGGUUUCUACCACGCUUCCAAGCGAAAAACACCUCCAAACGGAACAAACCGAAGGUGAUUAAGAAGAAGAAAGAAUACACACCGUUCCCGCCACCGAUGCAGGAAAGUAAGAUAGACAAACAGCUGGCUUCCGGUGAAUACUUUCUUACCGAUGAGCAGAAACGGUCCAAGAAGCGACAGGAAGAGGUGGACAAGGAAAAGCGCAAUGUGGCUGUGCAGAAGCAGCGUCGCGAACAGGACUUUGUGGCACCGGAAGAACCAACCAAACGAUCGAAGGGUGAGCAGAAUAAAUCCGACCGAUUGGACGUAAAAUCGUUGAAAAGCAAAAUCGCAAAAGCCAACAAGCGGGCAGCAAAAUCAAAUUGA